Molecule: messenger RNA, 1268 nt
Organism: Cyprinodon variegatus (sheepshead minnow)
Lineage: Eukaryota; Metazoa; Chordata; Actinopteri; Cyprinodontiformes; Cyprinodontidae
Product: probable alpha-ketoglutarate-dependent hypophosphite dioxygenase
Exons: 7
Coding region: 93-896 (267 amino acids)
Source: RefSeq, a predicted model, not a curated record
GAAUUUAACAGCAUCCAGACUCACUGAGAGCAGGAGAAGACUGAGCAGACAAGAGUUUGUUUCUUACCAACCUUGGAAGGAGAAACAGAAAGAUGAACACACCUGCAGCUAAACUACAGGAGAGCUACAAACAGGAGGGCUUCCUCUCAGCGCUGCCUGUGCUGAACGAGACAGAACUGAGGGAGGCCAGGGAGGCUUUCGCUAAGCUGGAGGAGGAAUUUGGCACAGAGUACACUCAGUACAGCCUCCACAAUGUUCAUCUUCAGUACCCCUGGGUGAGGAACCUGACCAAACACCCCCGUAUCCUGCAGGUGAUCCAAGCCAUCCUUGGCCCUGAUGUCAUUCUGCUGGACUCCAGAUUUAUCUGUAAAUACCCGACAGUGAAACCAGGUGAUGUCCAGGAGACUGAAGAUGACCAAGGCAAACCUGAUGAUGAUGGGCUCCCAUAUGUGGCCUGGCACCAGGAUAUGAAGUACUGGGGUAUUGCUGGUGGACCUGUUCUCUCUGUGUGGCUUGCUUUUGAUGAUUCACAAAAAGAAAAUGGAGCACUUCAGGUCAUCCCAGGAAGCCACUGCUCUGGCAUGUUGCCCCAUCGCCAGGCAACCCGUCCAGGAAACCUGCUGUCAGUAAACCAGGAGAUCCCAGAGGAGCUGGUGCAGGUGGAUGAUGCUGUGCUUUGUCCUCUGAAGGCUGGACAGAUGUCGAUACAUGACGGCCUUCUUGUCCAUGCAAGUGAUGCUAACACCUCCAAGAGGAGGCGCUGUGGCUUUGUGAUUCGUUAUAUUCCCACCUGUGCCUACCCCACAGAGGAUCCUGAUCGACCCAGGAAAUUUCACGCAACAGAGUUGGUCUGUGGGGUGGACCAGUUCCACCACUUCUCUAACAAAAGCUCAUGAAUGAUUAAUGGAGACUUAUUGCCAGAUAAAUUAAAUCAAUAGUGAAAAAAUACAGAAAUGUGAAUGAUUUGAUAUAGUUAAAUAUUUUUUCCUGCUGAAACCUUUAAGAAUAUUGUCAUUUUAAACUCUGAUUGCAUUGCUAAAGAUUCAUUUUCAUACUCUUCUUUCAAGUUAUGAUGAAAUCCUUUUUGGUUUUUUAAUGUUGCUUUAUUUGAAAAUAAAAACAGAAAACAUAGAAAACAUUUACCAUACCUUUCUUUUAACUCUUCGUUCCUGGACAAAUAUUGAUGCCCACCUUUAUAUCAAUAUUAUAUGAAUAUCAUCAUAAGGUGACUUUCCCAUUUCCAAAUAAAUAAAAUUUUAUUAUUGUAA